GGCAGAGGCCCCUGGGGCUGGGCACUUGAAAGGGGAGCUGUGCGGGCGGCAGGGCAGGCUGGUGAGGGGUCAACUGGCAUCCAGCGUGAGAGGCUCCUCCCCACCAGCUCCGCACACCCUCUGGCCGCCUGAGGCUUUAGACUUCCUGAUCCUCAAAGACCUCGAGGAAGAGUGGGGGGAAGAGUUCGGUGGGGCACUCGACUUUCAUGUGGAGGAAGCGGCUGGCGUGGCAGGCCCCGAUCAUGCGGAGGUCAGUCACCUUCAUCAGCAGCUUGGGCCAGAAGUGCGGAAUGUUGUGUUUGCGGUGGUUGACGUAGUGCUCGAACGCCAGCAGGUCCUCGCACCCAGCAGGGGACUCAAAACCAUCGUGACAUGACUGUGUCCUCACCCUCUCCUUCCCAUCAUGGUGGGCAGGAAAAAAGAGAGGUCACCCCUGCUCGCUAGAAAUUCAACGAGAAAAAGGCCCCGUCUUCACGGGGCUCCCAAUCGGACGGAAGGGACCCAGACACUCAUGACAGGUGUAUAAGCAGGACCCCUAAGGAAUUUCCGCCUCUGCUUCCAGUGGCUGCCCUGGGCAUUGGUGCUGCGAUGGGCCUCCGUUGCCACGUGGAUCAGAUCCCACUCCUCGGGGGUGGGCUCUGGCCGCUGCUGCAGUGACCGGAUCAUCUCCUCCUUCCGCCGUCGCUCCCGGUUCUGCUCGAUCAGCUUGCGCUUGGCCACCCGCUUCGAGUCAUCCAGAACCACUGUCAGUGGGGAGACACGGUGCCCUUGGCCUCAGCUUCCCCCCCUCCACGAGACUCUCGGAAACUAUUCUUCCUGGUGUACGGGCUGGGGAAGCCGAAAGCCAGAGAGGGUAAGUGACUCCCCUGAAAUCAAAUAGCAGGUGGGGGGCACAACCUGGACCUUUACUAAUCAAUCACUGGGCCAAGCCUUGACCCCGAAUUUGGACUGAUACAGAGGAGAAAAGCCCUGACUAUCAAGUUCUGGUCAAAUGGGUUAUGAUGAUGGGAGAGCCUACUGGCGUAGCUACAAGACCCUGCUGCCCACUCUGCAGCCAACGAGAGAUGUUUUCUCCCACCCAAAGGUGGGUGCCUCCCUAGGAGCCUGGGAACACUGUGCUAGGGAGUGGUGCUGAGUUCUUUCUACCCAGCAGCUCCCUCUCUAAGGCCCUUUCGGUGGUGAAAAGCAGAUGGACCUACCCUCAGGGCCCCGAGAGGAAUCCUGUUUCCUUUUUCCCAGGGAUGAGGGCAGCAGGGACCAAGAUCCUGGACAGCCCAUCAUCAGUCUAGCCUGGACUGUCACGCUGCCCAGUGGGGCCCGCCCGCAGCCUCCCGGCCCCACCCGGCCCACCCGUGCCCCUUACGGUCCAUGGCCAUGCCCACAGCAAUGCACUUCUUGAAGCGGCACAGCUGGCACUGAUUGCGGGUGAUCUUGUCGAUGACGCAGCAGCUGUCAUAUUUGCAGGAGUAGGUGGGAUGGAGGUUCUUCUGGAUUGUGCGGCGAAAGAAGCCCUGGGGCAGGUGGGGGGAGACAGAACAUGCUGUGAUCACGACCUUCCCCUUCCUGAACCAACCAUGCAGUUCACUAGAGAUGGGGGGCGAUUAGUGAGGGAACCGGGCACCCCCUGACACAGCAAGCUCAGAACCCUGGGCUCUGCCAGGCCUAAGGGCCUUAGAAACAGAUGCCCUCAGCCCCCAGGCUGCUGGGGUGGGAACUGGUGGUGGCACAGGUAAGAACGAGGACUGAAACAGAGAUUUGGGCCUGGGGUUUGGGCGAGACGCCAUGAGGCCUGAGGAACAGAACUGUGGAAGUUCAAUUAAUACCUUAUUUUCCUUAUUGCUAAAUGACUCUAAAAAACAUUGACCCCCCAAACCAUUCUCAUUUAAAAAAAAAAAAAAAAAAAUUCAAAAAGAAACAUUCUCAUACAUGCUACCUAUUACCCAUGCAAGUGGAAUUCAUGAACUAAAGGGACCAAAAAGUCAAGAAAGGAUAUUGGGUAAGAACUCUAGCAGCUUUAAAAGAAAAUUUUCAAUUCUCUAUAUCGAGCUUAGUCUUGGCUUCAAGGGGGGGUAAAUCUCCAGAAUCAAUUUGGUAGUAAUAGCACAAAGAGUGGGUAUCUGUUGAAUGCUACCGUUGUCCCAGGCACAGUCAGCCUUUUUGUGCAUCAUCUUGUUUAACCCUCAGGACAACCCUAUGAUGUAGCAACUGUUAUUGUCCCCAUUUUAUAGACUAGGAAACUGAGGCGCAGAGAGAAUGAGUUACUUGCCCAAAGCCAUAUGGCCAAAUGGGUAUCAGAGCCAGAACUGGGCCUCAGGUAUGAGACCCCAAGGUCUGGCAUGCGUUAAAAUCACCCAGGGCACCUACCAAAAAUCCAGAAUCCUGAGUCACUCCACACCUACUAAAUCAGAUUUUCUAGGAGUGGGGCCAAGGCAUCUGCCUUUUCAAGAUGCUCCCUGGGGAUUCAGAGGUUCUCGAGUGUAAGGAUCCUUGCUCCAUGCUACUGCCUGUGUUGCUUCCAGGAGACCACUACGGACCUCUAAUUCCCUGGUGGUCUCGGUUUGGUUGACACUGAGAAAGAAGGGAACUUCAAGCCUUAACAUAUUUUUAAAUAAUUUUGUUUCUUGGAAGGUCUUACAUUUUUCAGGAAAUAAUGAUUCUGGAAAAGCCAUGCAGCUAGAAAUGACUGAAGUGAAAUCCUACCAAGCCUCCCCAAGUCUUUGACCUUGCCCCCUCUGCCCAGGGAGAACUUGCCAUCCUCUUCCUCUGUGCUCUCACCAUGCCCCACCAGCAGUUGUUCUCCCCCUUUCUGGUCCAUCUGAAGCAACUGGAGAAUCUGUUAAAAGGCAGAUUCCUGGGCCCCACCACAAGAAGUUCUGAUCAUGUAGGGUUGGGAUGGGGCCUGGGGGUCUGCAUUUUAACUAGCACCUGAGGUGGUCCCUGAAUCAUAUUUUGAAAAACACUGAUGCUUUUUUUCAAGUCUGUCUCCUUCCAGUAUGCUGCGAGCAGCUCGAGGGCAGGGUAUAUGCCGCAUCUUCACACCUAAUCCAGUGCCCUGAUCACUGAAUGGAUGGACGAUAGCUGACAUUUACUGAGUGCUUCUUACCUGCCAGGCAUGGUUUUAAACCACUCUAUCCCCAUUUUAUAGAUGAAGAAACUGAGGUUCAGAGAGGUUAGGCAAUUUACUUGUGGUCACAUAACCUGUGAGUGGCAGAGCAGGGAUCAUGAAUGAAUGGAUGAACAAAUGAAUGAAUGAGUGAGAGCAGAGAAAUGAUGGUAUACCAGAUGGGUUGAGGUUACAUGUUUAUAGAGCUAGUCUGUCUUGCCAGGUGCUGAAGGCCUUAAAGGGAGUGAGAUGAGGGGCAGGAGCUAGCUGGUCCAUACCUUGCAGCCCUCACAAGUGAUGCAGCGGUAGUGAUAACCGGUUGCCUUGUCCCCACACACGACACACUGCUCGUCUUUGUCCAGGUAAGGACUGAGCAGGCCUGCCCCACCCAACCCCACUGACCCCGUGCCAGGAGAGAGGAGUGCCGGUGGGAAGGAAAGUACAAUUUGGCAGGUGUGAGAUGGCAGAGGAGUGCACACAAGGGCACGCAGACACUGGCCACCCACUUGAACCUCGUCUCCGCUUCUCUAGCUCGGUUUCUCACACUUCAAAGCUGGCGGCUAGCAGCCCCGCCUCCUCAGAGUGAAGUCAUGAAGGUGGUGAAUCUGAAGCAAGCCAUUUUACAAGCCUGGAAGGAGCGAUGGAGUGACUACCAAUGGGCAAUCAACAUGAAGAAAUUCUUUCCCAAAGGAGCCACCUGGGACAUUCUCAACCUGGCAGAAGCGCUGCUGGAGCAGGCUAUGAUUGGACCUUCCCCCAACCCUCUCAUCCUGUCCUACCUGAAGUAUGCCAUCAGUUCCCAGAUGGUGUCCUAUUCCUCCGUCCUCACAGCUAUCAGUAAGUUUGAUGACUUUUCCCGGGACCUGUGUGUCCAGGCUUUGCUGGACGUCAUGGACAUGUUUUGUGACCAACUGAGCUGUCACGGCAAAGCAGAGGAGUGCAUUGGGCUCUGCCGAGCCCUUCUCAGCGCCCUCCACUGGCUGCUGCGCUGCACUGCAGCCUCUGCAGAGCGGUUCCGGGAGGGACUGGAGGCUGGUACUCGAGCAGCUGGGGAGAAGCAGCUUGCCAUGUGCCUGCAGCGCCUGGAGAAGACCCUGAGCAGCACCAAGAACCGGGCCCUGCUCCACAUCGCCAAACUAGAGGAGGCCUCAUUGCAUACAUCCCAGGGACUUGGGCAGGGUGGCACCCGAGCCAAUCAACCAACAGCCUCCUGGACUGCCAUUGAGCACUCACUCUUGAAGCUUGGGGAGAUACUGGCCAAUCUCAGCAACCCCCAGCUCCGGAGCCAGGCUGAGCAGUGCAGCACACUCAUUAGGAGCAUCCCCACAAUGCUAUCUGUGCACUCAGAGCAGCUGCACAAGACUGGCUUCCCCACAGUCCAUGCAGUGGUCCUGCUCGAGGGCACCAUGAAUCUGACGGGGGAGAUGCAGCCCCUGGUGGAGCAGCUGAUGAUGGUGAAGCGCAUGCAGCAUAUCCCCACCCCACUCUUUGUCCUGGAGAUCUGGAAAGCUUGCUUUGUGGGGCUCAUUGAGUCCCCUGAAGGUACAGAGGAGCUCAAGUGGACAGCUUUCACCUUCCUCAAGAUUCCACAGGUUUUGGUGAAGUUGAAGAAAUACUGUCAUGGGGACAAGGACUUCACUGAGGAUGUCAACUGUGCUUUUGAGUUCCUGCUGAAGCUCACACCCUUGUUGGAUAAAGCUGACCAGCGCUGCAACUGUGACUGUACAAACUUCUUACUCCAAGAAUGUAGCAAGCAGGGCCUUCUGUCCGAAGCCAGCGUGACCAACCUUGGGGCCAAGCGCACAGCAGACCGGGAGCAUGCGCCCCAGCUGAAAUCAGAAGAAAAUGCCAAUAUCCAGCCCAACCCUGGGCUGAUCCUCCGGGCGGAGCCCACUGUCACAAACAUCCUCAAGACAAUGGAUGCAGACCACUCCAAGUCCCCAGAGGGGCUGCUGGGGGUCCUAGGCCACAUGCUGUCUGGGAAGAGUCUGGACUUGCUACUGGCUGCUGCUGCCGCCACUGGGAAGCUUAAAACCUUCGCCCGGAAGUUCAUCAGUUUGAAUGAAUUCACCACUCACGGCAGCGGUGAAAGCACCAAAGCAGCCUCAGUUCGUGCCUUACUCUUUGACAUCUCCUUCCUCAUGCUGUGCCAUGUGGCCCAGACCUAUGGCUCAGAGGUGAUUGUGUCCGACUCGAGUACAGGAGCGGAGGUACCCUUCUUUGAGACCUGGAUGCAGACGUGCAUGCCCGAGGAGGGCAAGGUCCUGAACCCUGACCACCCUUGCUUCCGGCCAGAUUCCACCAAGGUGGAGUCCCUGGUGGCCCUGCUCAACAAUUCCUCAGAGAUGAAGCUGGUGCACAUGAAGUGGCACGAGGUCUGUCUCAGCAUCUCAGCGGCCAUCUUGGAAAUCCUCAAUGCCUGGGAGAACGGGGUGCUGGCCUUCGAGUCCAUUCAGAAAAUCACAGAUAAUAUCAAGGGAAAGGUUUGCAGUCUGGCAGUGUGUGCUGUGGCUUGGCUUGUGGCCCACGUCCGGAUGCUGGGGCUGGACGAGCGUGAGAAGUCACUGCAGAUGAUCCGCCAGCUGGCAGGCCCACUGUAUAGUGAGAACACUCUGCAGUUCUACAACGAGAGGGUGGUGAUCAUGAGCUCGAUCCUGGAGCACAUGUGUGCUGACGUUCUGCAGCAGACAGCCACACAGAUCAAGUUCCCCUCCACGGGCAUGGACACAAUGCCUUACUGGAACCUGCUGCCCCCUAAGCGACCCAUUAAGGAGGUGCUGACUGACACAUUUGCCAAGGUGCUGGAGAAGGGGUGGGUGGACAGCCGCUCCAUCCACAUCUUUGACACCCUGCUGCACAUGGGAGGCGUCUACUGGUUCUGCAACAACCUGAUCAAGGAGCUGUUGAAGGAGACACGGAAGGAGCACACACUGCGGGCGGUGGAGCUGCUCUACUCCAUCUUCUGUCUGGACAUGCAGCAAGUGACCCUGGUCCUGCUGGGCCACGUCCUGCCUGGCCUGCUCACCGACUCCUCCAAGUGGCACAGCCUCAUGGACCCCCCCGGCACUGCUCUUGCCAAGCUGGCUGUGUGGUGUGCCCUGAGUUCCUACUCCUCCCACAAGGGACAGGCAUCCUCCCGCCAAAAGAAGAGACACCGUGAAGACAUCGAGGAUUACAUCACCCUCUUCCCCCUGGACGACAUACAGCCGUCCAAGCUGAUGCGACUGCUGAGCUCCAACGAGGAAGAUGCCAACAUCCUUUCAAGUCCCACCGACCGGUCCAUGAAUGGUUCCCUCUCAGCCUCCCAGCUCCACACGGUCAACAUGAGAGACCCUCUGAACCGAGUCCUGGCCAACCUGUUCCUGCUCAUUUCUUCCAUCCUGGGGUCACGGACCGCUGGCCCCCACACUCAGUUUGUGCAGUGGUUCAUGGAGGAGUGUGUGGACUGUCUGGAGCAGGGCAGCCACGGCAGCAUCCUGCAGUUCAUGCCCUUCACCACGGUGUCGGAACUGGUGAAGGUGUCAGCCAUGUCCAGUCUCAAGGUGGUCCUGGCCAUCACAGACCUCAGCCUGCCCCUGGGCCGCCAGGUGGCUGCCAAAGCCAUUGCUGCCCUCUGAGGGGCUUGGGGUGGCCAUGGGGUAUGGCUGGGGAGGGUCCCCCAGCCCUAGGCACCUCAGAGGGGAGCAGGGAGGAAAGAUGAGACAUCGUUGCUCAUAUCCAUAUGAUGUAAGAGCUGUUUGUCAGUUUCCAGAUCUUCCCCCUGCUCCUCUGACCUCUGACCUCUAAGAAAUCUCUCAAUUUCUUCCUUUCAUAAUUUCCUCUCCCUUCUGCCUGUACCUGAAGAGAGUGAGUAGCCUGGUUCCUUAGCGCCAGGGCUGUCACCCUCUGUCCACUCCUCCUCCCAUUCCAAGGCUGAAAUUAUCUCUAAAGAAUGGUGUAAAUGCAUUGUGUGUGUGUGUAUGUGUGUGUGUUUUUAAUUCAUAGGGGGAGGUUCAACCUCUUGUCAACUCACUUGUAAAUAAAGAACACUGUGGAAUCCUU
This is a messenger RNA of Choloepus didactylus (southern two-toed sloth), 7144 nucleotides long. RefSeq names its product mediator complex subunit 24 (gene MED24). The record is from RefSeq and is a predicted model, not a curated record. NCBI's taxonomy places the organism in Eukaryota, Metazoa, Chordata, Mammalia, Pilosa, Megalonychidae. Gene Ontology annotation, molecular function: transcription coregulator activity. Bases 3694 to 6720 code for a protein of 1008 amino acids. Gene Ontology annotation, cellular component: mediator complex. The transcript has 31 exons.